AUGAAAGAGCAGCCGGGAUUUACAAGGGCCGAGGCUGACGAGAUUUUCCAGCAGCUGGAAGAGGAGGUGAAGUACUUCGAAGGUGAAAGGGCAAAACUGCACGUGUUUGGCAAGUGGCAUGACAUUCCAAGGAAGCAGGUGACUUAUGGAGAGCCUGAGUUAACAUACACGUACUCGGGUGUCACCUUCUCUCCCAAGCCCUGGAUCCCAGUUCUCAGCCGGAUCAGGGACCGCGUCGCUUCGGAGACGGGACACACUUUUAAUUUUGUUCUCAUCAACCGGUACAAGGACGGUGAGGACCACAUAGGGGAGCAUCGAGACGACGAGAGGGAACUGGUUCCACGCAGUCCUAUCGCAUCUGUGUCCUUCGGAGCCUGCAGGGACUUUGUUUUCAGGCACUGUGAUUCCAGAGGGAAGAAUGCCAAGCGCCACAUCGAGCCCAUCAAGCUGCAGCUGGCCCAUGGCAGCCUGCUGGUGAUGAGGUACCCCACCAACCUGUACUGGUACCACAGCCUGCCCAUCCGUAGGAGGGUCCUGGCCCCGAGGAUCAACCUCACCUUUCGGAAAGUCAGGGCUGUAGCCAAGAAGUGA
This is a messenger RNA of Chaetura pelagica (chimney swift), 591 nucleotides long. It is a transcript of the gene ALKBH2, whose product is annotated as alkB, alkylation repair homolog 2 (E. coli). The record is from RefSeq and is a predicted model, not a curated record. Lineage: Eukaryota; Metazoa; Chordata; Aves; Apodiformes; Apodidae. Gene Ontology annotation, biological process: DNA repair. Bases 1 to 591 code for a protein of 196 amino acids. The transcript has 4 exons.